Molecule: messenger RNA, 682 nt
Organism: Chrysoperla carnea
Lineage: Eukaryota; Metazoa; Arthropoda; Insecta; Neuroptera; Chrysopidae
Product: keratin-associated protein 5-5-like
Exons: 2
Coding region: 184-657 (157 amino acids)
Source: RefSeq, a predicted model, not a curated record
GUACAAAUUUGAACUAAAUAUAAAAGGUGCGAUUUCUUUUAGUUGAUACAUGUGAAUGUAUAUCAAUUAAUAUACUUACAAUACUUUUUAUUGUUUACAUAGAAAGUAAAUUUUUAUUUUUCAAUCAACGUAUUACCUGCUUUUGUAAUUAAGUGCUUUUUAAAAUAAAUAAAACAGUUUAAGAUGUCUUCUACAAAAUCAUGUACUACAGGAUGUAACAAAGAUUCAAAAGCACAAUGCUGUGCUGCAGAGAACAAAGGAGACAAUUGUUGCUCUGGCCAAAAAUGUUGUGAAAAGGAAUGUGACUGUAAUUGUACAAAAGGAGGAAAUUGCUGUUCUGGCCAAAAAUGUUGUGAAAAGAAAUGUGACUGCAAUUGCACUAAAGGAGGAAAAUGUUGUACCGACAAAAAAUGUUGUGAAGAGAAAUGUAGUUGUAACUGUGCUGCGAAUAAAAGCUGUUGUUGUUCUGAUAAAAAAUGCUGUAACGACGAAAGUACCUGCAAUUGUGCAAAGAAAGAAACAUGUUGUUGCGACAAAAAAUGUUGUGAAAGCUCUACGCCAGAACCAGAAACUAAUGAAGCAGAGGAGUAUCCAAAUGCUUGUAAAUGUCAGGGAUGUAUUUGCUUAUGUAGUUUACCAGAAAAUCGUCGCAAAUAAAAUUAAUUUUUAAAAUUAUGCUUUA